GGACUUGACGUCCGGGCAGGUGGAGCUCCGGUGUGACGAGCUGUACACAAUGCGAAGAGAGCCGAGCCGAGGAAACACUUUAAUUUAAACAACACAAAUUAAACUUCAGCGCAGUGCGGCGAAUCAAACAUCAUCCGCCACGUCAAGGACGCGCUUUACGUCAAACAAUGUCCGCCACAGAAGAGGCACCUUCAGCACAAAGUGCGCAAUAGUUUAAUGGGAGCGGUAACCUGAGCAGAUAUGCCGGCCGACGACAAGGUGGCCAUCCUGUCGGAUGACGAGGAUGAGCCGAAGAGGAAGUACGUGUUGUCGGAGCCGUCCGACGCGCAGCCGGCGGGCGCCGCCUCCUCCUCCGAGCCGCCGCCGGCGGCGGGGGGCGACCCCGUGGACUGCUGCGAGAGGAUGUGCCUCCGCAUCAACAGCCGCCUCCUCGUCUCCAAAGUCUUCUACUUCUUCUUCUACGCCGCCUACGGCUCGCUGCACCCCCUGCUCGCCGUGUACUACAAGCAGCUGGGCAUGUCGGCCAGCCGCAGCGGGCUGCUGGUCGGCAUCCGCUACUUCAUCGAGUUCUGCAGCGCCCCCUUCUGGGGGGUGGUGGCCGACCGCUUCAAGAAGGGCAAGGCCGUCCUCCUCUUCUCCCUCCUGUGCUGGCUGUUCUUCAACUGCGGCAUCUUCUUCGUGAAGCCGGCCCAGAUGAUGUGCGUGGAGAAAGGCGCCGACGGGGCGGCGGCCGUGACGACGUUGGGUCCGCCGCGCGAUAACUUCACGCAGCUGAGCAACUCCACCGACCACGCCCGAAAACGCCGGGGCCUUCUGGACCUCCUCUGGCUCCCCGAGGUCCUGGACUCGCACGCAAGCGAGCACCACAGGCUCAAGCGCAGCGCAGACGCCAACGCCACCUCGCCGCCGGCUAACGGCACCCUCCCGGCACCGAGCACCGCCUCCCCCCCGCCAAACACCACCCUGGUCACCAGCACCACCUCCCCAGCCCCGACCGCGGCCAAGGAGUACCAGAUCGUCUACAACAAGGACCAGGUGGAGAGCAUCUUCCUGCUCAUCCUGCUCGUCAUCAUCGUGGGCGAGUUCUUCAGCGCCCCCACCCUCACCAUCGUGGACACCGUCACCCUGCAGAACCUCGGGAAGGCGCGCGACCGCUACGGCCUGCAGAGGAUGUGGGGGUCGCUGGGCUGGGGCAUGGCCAUGCUGCUGGUGGGCAUCUGGAGCGACCACACCUACUUCACGGUGGCGAUCAGCGGCCUCGGCUGCCUGGUGCCCGACUUCCGCCUCCACAACUACCAGAUCGCCUUCAUCGCCUUCGGCGUGCUGAUGGUGGUGGCGUUCGCCGUCGCCACGCAGUUUCACUUCGAAGACGGCGGCCGGCGCCGGCAGGAGCCCCCAGAGGCGGCGGCGGCGGAGGAGGACGCCGGCGCCGAGGGAGCGGCGCCCGAGUCCGCCCCCCCGGAGUUCCACUACGGCGACCUGCUGAAGCUGCUCUGCAGCGUGCGCUACAGCUCCGUGCUCUUCGUGGCCUGGUUCAUGGGCUUCUGCUACGGCUUCGUCUUCACCUUCCUGUACUGGCACCUGGAGGACCUGCACGGCACCGCCACGCUGUUCGGCGUCUGCUCCGUCCUCAGCCACGCCUCCGAGCUCGCCACCUACUUCUCCAGCCACAAGUUCAUCGAGCUGGUCGGACACGUCAGGGUGCUGUACAUCGGCCUGGCCUGCAACACGGCCCGCUACCUGUACAUCUCCUACCUGAAGAACGCCUGGACCGUGCUGCCCUUGGAGGUCCUUCAAGGUGUGACGCACGCCUCCGUGUGGGCCGCCUGCAUCUCCUUCCUCAGCGCGGCGGUGCCUCCGGACCUCAGGACGUCGGCGCAGGGCAUCCUGCAGGGCCUCCACCUGGGCCUGGGCCGGGGCUGUGGCGCCAUGGUGGGGGGGGUGUUCGUCAACUACUUUGGCGCGGCGGCGGCGUUCAGAGGGAUCGGCAUGGCCUCCCUCGUCAUCCUCCUGGUCUUCGCCCUCAUCCAGUGCCUGACUGGAGAGGAAGAGGGGAAAGAGGACCAGAUGCUGGCGGAGAACAUCCCGGUUGCCUCCAGCCCGGUUCCCAUCGCCACCAUCGACCUGGUGCAGAACCAGUCCGCCGCCGGUAGCCCCGCCCCCCUCCGCAGAGCCGCCGCGCUGCCCGUCAAGAAGACCAAGCACCAGCAGGAGCAGGAGGACCUGAACAAGCCGGCCUGGGUGCUCUCCGGCGCCCCCUGGGUCACCGUCGCCUUCGCCAUCCUCCAGAUCAGAGAGAUGAUGAACGACAAGAAGAAACAGGCCCCGGAGACGCGAUCGCUGCAGGUGAGCCAGGCGCCCAACGAGCAGCCGGAGGCCGCGGACGAGGUGGCGGACGGAAACCCGAGUGACGGCGCUGAAACGCCCACGGACUCCUAACGAGGACGUGAAACAAGCGCACCCAAACCGGCGUGGAGACUCAUGACCAACAAAGAGAAGUGGAGGGGGGGGUGGGGGUCAGGGUGAGUGUGAGUGUGGGGGAGGAGGUGUGCGUUAUGAGCCUUCGCCUCGCUUCCGAGGUGCGGGAAUCAAACCCACACCUGUAUCUGGUGUGUGAAGGAAAGUCCUUCAAAGUUAUUUAAUAACUUCAUUUUCUUUAAGAAAGUGAUGAAAUGGAACCAUAUGGAGAGAAGUGCUUUAUAAGGGAAAUAUUUAAAAAAAAAACUUGAAUGCAGCUCCUUAAAACCUGCAGAAAGCUUUUGACUUUCUAUAAACUGAAUUAUUUUAUUUAUUGUGCAGCUUUUUUUCCUCAUUUCUCUUACAGAAAACCUUCUGUGGCCUUGUUGAAAUGAAUAUUUUAUGGGUCAAUGUUUAAUUUGCAUCAGAUUCAUUCACUCUUAAAUACUAUAAAUUAUUAUUAAUGUGAGACGUCUUAUUUCCUCGACACGCUGUAAUUACUGUUUUUGUUUUCUACUUUCAUGCCAAAUAUUAAACCGAAUUGUGUGUUUAUUGUUGGUCUCGAGGGAAAAGAGUCUGUUGUUUUCUUUCCUGCAGAUUAAACAAUUAAAGGGUGUUAAUUCUCA
Pungitius pungitius (ninespine stickleback) is the source of this 3083-nucleotide messenger RNA. RefSeq names its product major facilitator superfamily domain-containing protein 6-A-like. The transcript is spliced from 7 exons. Gene Ontology annotation, biological process: antigen processing and presentation of exogenous peptide antigen via MHC class I. The record is from RefSeq and is a predicted model, not a curated record. The coding region runs from base 241 to 2439 and encodes 732 amino acids. Lineage: Eukaryota; Metazoa; Chordata; Actinopteri; Perciformes; Gasterosteidae. Gene Ontology annotation, cellular component: plasma membrane.